Messenger RNA from Xyrichtys novacula (pearly razorfish), 891 nucleotides. The record is from the annotation of a GenBank genome assembly. NCBI's taxonomy places the organism in Eukaryota, Metazoa, Chordata, Actinopteri, Labriformes, Labridae.
AUGUCAGAUAACUCUUCCUCGUCCAGCGACUCCCUGCUCCAUCGGAACCACUCCUCAGUCAGCCUCCCCUUUUCGGUUUGCUUCAUCGCCAGACCGAGCUCUUUCAUGUACUUCGCCUACUUCAUCACACAAAUCCUCCUCAUCCUCCCGCUCUGCAUCCUCAUCCUACACCAGGGUUUUCAACGCUGGCAGCAGCAACGCUCAAACGCCGCGGCGGCAUCCAUGAGCAACUUAGACUGUUUCACCUACCACAUAGUCAUCAUAGAGCUGAUAGGAGUCUUGGGACUCAGCCUCUGCUCCACUGCUGUCUUUACACUUCAUGUCCGAACAUUCUGGGCCGGGUACUGCCUUUUCGCCUUCACUUGGUACGGAGAGCUGUUCAUGAAUAUCCUGACCUGUGUGGAGCGCUUCCUGGCAGUUAUUCAUCCUGUCACUUAUCUGACUCUGAGGAGCGAGAGAGGGAUCCGAAUCAGAAACGUCAGUAUCGGAUGUGUUUGGAUGUUUUCCCUCGGAGAAGUAGGUCUGCUUACUACAAGCAUCUCUGCCCAGAUGGAUAUUGUCGUCUUGACUUCUUGUUUGGUUAUCAUCUCCUUCUGCAGCCUCUCCGUCCUCAGCGUUCUGAUUCGUCCAGGACCGGGGAACCAGGGCGGUGACAGGAAGAGUGUCAGCCAAUCAAAGCAGAAGGCCUUCUUCACUAUUUCUCUGAUUCUGGUGGUGCUGUCGCUGAGGUGUGUUUGGAACCUGACCUGGACGUUCCUGUUUGUAUCCAAAGCUAAUCAAUGCCUGGUAAUGGGCUGUGGAGUGUGGCUCAAUCUGCCCACCAGUCUUGUGUUACCCGUUUUGUUUCUGCAAAGAUCAGGAAUAUCAGGAUUCGGUAAGACCACAAAGUGA